UAAUGUAAUUAAAUAAAGUAAAAAGAAUAAAAUUAAUAUUGAUUUCCUAAACACUUGAAAACUCUCUUUCAAGACUUUUGAUUUUUGGGAUCUAAAAAUCUCAAAUUCUCUUCGAAACAUGGAAAAUUCUUAGAAGUAUAAAAAAUUCCUGAAAAUGAAAUUCUUGAAAAUGUGAAAAAUUCUUAAUUUUUCUUACUGUUUGUAUACUUUAUACACAUACAUACAUAUUGCUAUAUCCAAACUAUAUUCUUUAUAGCGUUUUCGACUGGGCCGGGUCGAACACCUCCUAGGGCGAUUCAACCUGAUGUUGUUCAAUUCGGCCCAGUCGAAAACGCUAUUAUUCAAAUUACAGACAUCUAAAAAUGUCCUUAAAUAAGACAUGUCGGAAACAUCUUAAACGAAGUCAUUGGAUUCUAAAUGGUCGAGCCGGCUAGCUCGGCGAGCAGCGAGGAAUACAGCACGAGAGACUAAGGAGACUGGUACCGUGUCGAAGCCAGAGCCGAAGCCCGAAGCUUCGAGAUCACACGUUGUGCGCGGUGGACGCGCCUCCUCUUUGUGUGCGUGUCCUCACCACCACCCGAUUUUCGGGUGAGCCGCGCUCUCGUCCUGGCAUUAUUACCGAAUCACCGUACGCACUCCCGUCCCGAGGCUCCCGAGCCCGAGCGGAGAAGCGUGGCGGCGCUGGACGGCCACGGCACGACGGCACGGGACACGGGACGGUGUAUCGGUAGUACGGGUCGGCACGGCACCGUGCAGCGCGUCCCGCGUCCGCCAGCACUAGACCAGCAGCGAGAGCGGGCGGUGGACUGUCGAGAGCGUGGUGGCAGGAGGCGACGAGGUGGUGAGGUGAGGCGGCGGAGAAGGAGAGCGGUCGCUGGCGCGGCUCACACGUCCGUGCGCCCCGUGCGGUGAUAUGCGAGAGGAGAGCCGCGCAACGCCGGGUAAACGUUCACUGGCCGGAGCGGAGUAACGCCGCGCGCGUUUUCGCCGGACGGAGUCGGCGGGCCCCGACGUGGCCGCCCGUCGCGCGAGUUUCUGUCAGAAGUCGUGCCCCGAAACGCCCGGCGGCUAUGACGGGUCUGACACGGGCGUCGUAGAUCGGCCGUCGCCGCCGUCGCCGUCAACGGAGUCGUUGCGCGCGUAUACGCGCGCGGUGUCUCCGACCUUCCAAGUUCGGCCGGGGGCCCCCCGCCCGCCCCCCCGUACGACAUGGCGGGCUUUCGUGACAGGGACAGGGCCCUGUUCCCGAUCCGGAGCAUCUCCGCGAUCGUGCAGAUCUUCAAGAAUCAGCUGGAGAACAGCGCCGAGCCGGACCUCGCGCUGCUCUCGAUCCUCGUCGGCGCCGUCGAGAACUCCCUGACGUGCAACCGCGUCUUCACCCCCCAGGAGAACGCCGUCUACGACGAGCCCAAGCUGCCGCCCGUCGAGUACCACAUCGCCGAGGCGCUCUACACCAAGUUUCACGCGGUAAUCAAGGGCGCCGUCGAUCUCACCGUCUACGACACCAAGUACGCCACCCGGGAGCUCGUCAAGAAGGUGUCGGACGUGAUAUGGAACUCCCUCACCAGGAGCUACUACAAGGACCGGGCGCAUCUGCAGAGCCUGUACAGUUACCUGACGGCGAACAAGCUCGACUGUUACGGAGUGGCCUUCGCCGUGGUGGCCGGCUGCCAGGUUCUAGGGUUCAAGGACGUGCAUCUCGCCAUGUCGGAGGACCACGCGUGGGUCGUGUACGGGGAGGAUGGUACGGAGACCGCGGAGGUUACAUGGCAUGGUAAGGGAAACGAGGAUAAACGCGGGCAACCGGUGGAGCCUGGGGUAGCGUCUCGAUCGUGGUUGUAUUUAAACGGCCAAGCGAUGGUGUGCACUCGUGCUCUGGAAGUGGCUACCAUAGUGUCCGCUAUAAAUCCUAGUCUGAAUGGGACUACCGACGCGGCCGAGGUAGCGUUGCUCCAGCAGGAGUUGCUGUGGCUGCUGUAUGACUUGGGCCAUCUAGCAAAGUAUCCUAUGGCGCUUGGUAACCUGGCCGAGUUGGAAGAGGCUGCGCCUACACCUGGGAGACCACCGCCUAUAGACCUUUUUCAGGAAGCCGUAAGAUCGGCAAGGAAAUACUAUGGAAACGCGCACGUCUAUCCCUACACUUAUCAAGGUGGAUAUCUGUACCGGCAUGGAUUACACGUCAACGCGUUUGCGUCGUGGGCCGACGCCGCGGAUGUUUUGCGGAAAUACGAUUAUUCGCGGGACGACGGGGAAAUAUACAAGGAAUUGCUGGAGAUCGCCAACGAAUUGAUACCGCACGCGGUACGCGUGGACGAGCGCUUAUUACGGCAGCCACGUUCCUUCGCGUACCUGCUGAGAUUUUACGAUGGUAUUUGUCAAUGGGAGGAGGGCGCCAACACUCCCGUGCUGCACAUAGGUUGGGCCCGUCCGCUGGUGGGCACGAUCUCCAAGUUCGACGCCAGUAUACGCGCCCAGGUCGUCAUAGAGUGCUACGAAACGGAGGCCAAGCAGAAGGAGGAAACGGCGCACAAGAGGGAGACGAGUCCCGAGGAGACCCUGAACAACAACAACAACAAUUACUGUAAGACCAAGGAGAGAGGAAACGCGGCGCGAGAUUUGAUCAAGAGCCUAGAAUCCAAAGUGCCCUCCAAUUCGGCGUCGACACAUCCCAGUAUUCAAGCACUGACGGCGGCCUGCAGCGAGAAGAUACUUAAUAGAGAUUACCUGCUACAGGGCGGCGGCGAGCCGUUCGUCGCGCCGUCGGACGACGCUCUACCACCGGCGCCCUCCACUUCCAAGGAGAACGUCGAGCCUGAAGUAGUGACUGACUCCGAGAACGAGAGGCCGAGGAUAACGUUGUACAGUCAGAAGAUGAAGGGCCUCAAGGAUCUGCUGCUCGCGGAGAAGCUCAACACCCACGCGAUAUCGCUGCAGCUCACGGCGCAGAGCCAGGUACAAAUCGGUAAGAAGUCGCGCGGCGGCGACGACGUGGGUGUCAGUCAGCGUCCCAAGAGGACGCGUCGGGAAUAGUAUAAGAUCCUCGACCGACGUUUCGGUAUAGUAAAGUAUUGAAAGUGCCACCACACACACUUCUCGAGAGAUUAAAACUCUCCGCUCGUGCUCGCCGAGCGGAGGAUACGAGACGCGAAACGGCCAAGCUUAUUCGGCGCGGCCUUGCGCAAACCAAGUCAUUAAGGUAUACCGACCUCCUCGCUCUCGGUGUCUGGGUGUCUCCCGCGCCGGGGCGCGGAUUCUCCUCGGUUAGACUCCUCCGGAAUCUCGACUCGAGAGCGUCGUGAUGAAUUUCGUGCCGUUUGAUUUGAAUGAAGCCCUCCACGGUGCUCCUCUCGUUUUGCAACGAUGCCGCGAGUUCUUGCGAGACAACGUUUACGUUACCGUCGGGGAUAUAUCGCCGUUAGUACAUAUAUAGAGUAUAAAGUAGGUAAUGGAGAGAAAAUUUGUAGAAAAGUACAAAAAAGUUUUCCCCCAACUUUUUAAGUUAAUAGACGGAUAAUCGCGAGUCGCUCUCCCGUUGUCUCGCUGAGAUCGUCAAACUCGUGACUCGAGUAUUUUUGUCUGUAAAUAUAUCUCUCUUGAUUCUUCCACAGUGCGUAUAUGGAGCUGUGACUUGCGGUAUAAGAGGGGGCGGAAAGAGUGGAAAAAGAAUCGAAUAUUGUACCUAAAUCUGUCUCCGCGGGUAGACCGAUCUUUUUUGGAGCACAGUUAUUUAUUCUACGAAUUAUACAAUUUGCCGAUGAUAAUCGCCGACGGGCACGCUCGUCGGCGACCGUCACUUUGUCAUACGUAUAUAAUCUCUUGUUGCACUCUUAUUUAUUGAUUCACGUUUUUUCUAUUUGAGCUAUUGCACUAUUGAUAAUUACGAUUGACAAGUUGCCGUUAAUGUUUUUUACACUUGGUAGUUGAACUUCUGUUAGAAUUACGCUUCUACGAUCUAGUAAGGGAAAACACAUUCCACUCCGCAUGUGGUGCAAAUUAAUUAAGUUCUUACCUUAAGGUAUUUUAAGCAUCAAAUUCUCGCUUAUUUUUAUAACUAUUUAUUUUCGGAAUAAUUAAUUAAUUUUAAGUAUCUGUAUUUGUAAGACUUUUCUAUUUUACUGUUUGUCGAAUAGGAGCGUUAGACAGUUCGUCAUCCUGAUCUUUGAAUCUGAACCAUCUGAGUGCGAAAGAUGA
Molecule: messenger RNA, 4191 nt
Organism: Temnothorax curvispinosus
Lineage: Eukaryota; Metazoa; Arthropoda; Insecta; Hymenoptera; Formicidae
Gene: Mnn1
Product: menin
Exons: 4
Coding region: 1210-3030 (606 amino acids)
Biological process (GO): negative regulation of cell cycle; negative regulation of cell population proliferation; regulation of transcription by RNA polymerase II
Cellular component (GO): nucleus; histone methyltransferase complex; chromatin
Molecular function (GO): Y-form DNA binding; transcription cis-regulatory region binding; chromatin binding
Source: RefSeq, a predicted model, not a curated record